Messenger RNA from Fusarium odoratissimum NRRL 54006, 1383 nucleotides. RefSeq names its product 3-oxoacyl-[acyl-carrier protein] reductase. The record is from RefSeq and is a predicted model, not a curated record. The transcript has 3 exons. The coding region runs from base 279 to 1154 and encodes 291 amino acids. Lineage: Eukaryota; Fungi; Ascomycota; Sordariomycetes; Hypocreales; Nectriaceae.
UACGCGGAGGUCCAACUCCAUAAGAGUAUUCAUAUAAAUUAAAAUUAGGGACUGGGGUACAAAGAAACAUAUAAUGAAAGCAGAAUAUUGCGUGCGACGGGGAUCAUAGAAUACUGUAGGUGUUGGUUGAGAUGAGAGCGGGGUUGAAUCGAUAACGAGGAUAUGACAGCUUGGCUGCGUAAGCGGGGCUUGACGAUCAAUGAAUUGCCUCAACUUUCGAGAUCCCCGACUAACGACUCAGCUCUCUAUAGAAUCCAUUCUCGAACCACAUAGCAAUCAUGUCUUCAGAACAACUCAGCGCUGGCUCACUCUUCAGCCUCAAUGGCCUUGUCGCGGUCGUGACAGGCGGAGGUUCAGGCAUCGGCCUCAUGUUCGUCAAGGCGUUACUCCAAAAUGGUGCCGCAAAGGUCUACAUCGCUGGUCGAAGGAAGGAAAAGCUCGAUGAAGUCGCCAGCUCAUUGGGCGACAAGGUCGUUGGGGUCCAGUGCGACGUCACCUCCAAGUCAGAUCUGCAGAACAUGGUCUCUCAGAUUGAGAAGGACAUUGGGUACGUCAACCUGUUGGUGUGCAACUCUGGUAUUGGAGGACCUCAGGUGAAGCCAAUUACUCCCGAAACAACCUUGGAAGAAUGGGCCAAGUCCAACUUUGACACUGAUUUCGGCGAUUAUGUCAACACUUUCGCCAUCAAUACCGCGUCGGUUUGGUUCACCAGCAUGGCUUUUCUCCCACUUCUGAAGAAGGGCAACGAGAAGGGAAAUGUCGAGCAGACGUCACAAGUCAUUGUUACCAGCUCCAUCGCCGCAUUCAACAAGAAAGCCCCCGGCGGUUGGGCAUACGGGCAGUCCAAGGCUGGAGCUGUUCUAGCAGCCAAGCAGCUUGCCGUUGCCCUUCCCCAGUGGAAUAUCAGAGCCAACUGCAUUGCUCCUGGAUUAUUCCCCAGCGAGAUGUCAGAGCCAAUUGUCAAGAUGUAUACCGACGAGUCAGGACAGCCUGGUGCCGUGCCAACGUCAAUGGCACCGCUUCGAAGAAUGGGAGAUGAGAAGGAUAUGUCAGGAACUUUUCUAUAUCUAGCAUCUCGGGCGGGUGGAUAUUGUAACGGCACAGUUAUAGUCGUCGAUGGUGGUCGCUUGAGUAACUUUCCGACCACGAAUUAGGACAAGUUCUUGGACCGCAGGACAAGAUACAUUAAAUACAAAAUUACAAUAGUUUCUGUAUUUUUAUUCCACCAAUUUCAAGGUAUUUUGUCUAUAUCUAAGAGUUUUCCAGAGGCAAUCCUGGACUCGUUAGAAUUGGUACCUUAUUCCGGCUGGGGUUUCUUACGAUACUGAGCCAAUCACGCUUCAAGAUGGAUAAACUGUAAGUUUCUCUAUCAUCAAGCAGAAG